Chiloscyllium plagiosum (whitespotted bambooshark) is the source of this 3012-nucleotide messenger RNA. The record is from RefSeq and is a predicted model, not a curated record. Lineage: Eukaryota; Metazoa; Chordata; Chondrichthyes; Orectolobiformes; Hemiscylliidae.
UAUCUGAUCAGCAUAGAUGAGUUGGACUGAAGGGCCUGUUUCUAUGCUGUGCAUCUGGUAGAUAGUGGUCCUCAGAAUUCUGUUCCCAUUAGGCUCUCCCUUAACUCUCUUGCAAAUGGUCUUGGUGACAGUAUGAGAUUCUGACAAGAAACAGGACCCAUAAAUGCACAAGGGAAGGAUUCCGUACAUGGAGAUGGGUAUAGUUACUUAUGCCACAUAAGGCCUGCUGUAUCCCAGCCAGUGGAACGCAAGCUGUUUGUCUAUACGGGCAGGAGGUAUAUGGCCCCUUUGUCUUACAGGAGUGGGUGAGACAAGUCUCAAAUAGGUAAGAGAUGUUAUGUGGAACAUGCACACCCAUAGCUGGUUCCAUUAAAGCAAUUCUCAUACGACCCUGCAGUAGAGUUAAAAGACAUCAGCAAACAGGUGGCAGGAGGGCUCAUACAGUAUUGGAAAACUUAUCCUUAAACAUUUUGACUAAAAUGUUUAAUUUUGAAUUAUACAACACAUUUGCUGCACAAUAGAAAAUAGGCAGGGAGAGUAAGACAAUUAAGAACGUUUGCCUGAACAUCAGUGAAUCUGUAUAAACAGGACACCAAGUGAUAACAUUCAUGGCUGUUCCUUUGUGAAAUUAAUAACAAUGUUUGAUUCUGACCUCAAAAUGAAACUCGCUCCAAAUUGACUUCUCCCUUGAAUUAUUGUCCUUCACUAUUAUCUGUCUAGUUCAGAACAUGCAGUGCUUUUGUUAACUUUUUGUGUUUGUGACAGUAUAGCCUUUGUAAACUUGUGUAUAAAGGUAGUCUGUUUGUGACAGUACAACAGAGUAGCCUGCCAGGACUCUUGAAGGAAGAACAAUGUCCUACUCUCCUGGGUUAUUAGAAUCCAGUUAGCCUGGCUUAUAGGUAUCAGGGUUAUGUUGUAACAGUGAUGCUAUUAGUAAAUUAAAGGGAUGAUUAAAAUUAAACUAAAACUGUCUGCAAGAGUUUUUGUGAAAUUCCAGACUACCAAAGGUACGAUCUCCGGGAUGAACCAAGAGAGGCUUGCAAGUUGAGUUCAUAAGGAAUUCCUUGGGCCGUCUCAAAUCUGCACUUUAUCAAGAGUUCUUCAUUACUAUUACCAACAAAGUGCGAUCCAUUGUCCAAGCUAAUGCACGCAGAGUAUUGGACGAUCUGAAGACAGAAGUUUCAAAAUCAACAGAUGAAGGGCUCUCCAUUGUCUGCAGUCCUCAAUUUGACAUCAAUGUCUGACAGUCACUCACUCCAUUGGGACGACAACAAUUUUCCAACUAUGAUUCUGUGAGAAGGAGCAAAGCUUUUUGGUUCCGGUUUGAGUACUCUUCAGCAUUAGUGGGACUGGAUGAGAGACCCUACUGUUGCAGUGCACUGAGUGUGGAGCCUGAAGCAGUUAUACAGCCUGGAAAAAGAAAUUCACGGUGGGGAGCGGCUCCACACGCGUUUGUGUGUGGCUGAAGCGUUGGCCAUGGAGAAGCCCGAGGAAUCCUGCCUCGUAGAGAAACCGUGGAAGUGUGGCGACUGUGGGAAAGGUUUCCAUGUCCCGUCUGUCCUGGAGACUCAUCGGCGCAGCCACACUGGGGAGAAGCCGUUCUUCUGCUAUGUCUGCGGAAAAGGCUUCAGCGAUUCCUCCAACCUGCUGACCCACCAGCGAGUCCACACGGGUGAGAGGCCCUUCAGCUGCCCCGAUUGCGGGAAGGCUUUUCGUGAUUCCUCCGCCCUGCUGACCCACCGGCGGAUCCACACAGGGGAGAGGCCCUUCAUCUGCCCCGUGUGUGGGAAGGCUUUUCGUGAUUCCUCAGCCCUGCUGACCCACCGGCGGGUCCACACGGGGGAGAGGCCCUUCAGCUGCUCAGAGUGUGGGAAGGCCUUCAGUAAUUCCUCCAACCUACUGACCCACCUGCAGGUCCACAUGGGUGAGAGGCCGUUCAGCUGCCCCCAGUGCAGGAAGGCCUUUACCCAGGCCUCCACCCUGCUGAGGCACGGGCGGAUCCACUUGGGGGAGAGGCCGUUCCCCUGCACAGAGUGCGGGAAGGCCUUUAGCAAUUCCUCCAACCUACUGACGCACCGGCGAGUCCACACGGGGGAGAGGCCAUUCAGCUGCCCCCAGUGCAAGAAGGCCUUUACCCAGGCCUCUGCCCUGCUGAGGCACCGGAGGAUCCACAUGGGGGAGAGGCCCUUCAGCUGCCCCGAGUGCGGGAAGACCUUUACCCAGGUCUCCACCCUGCUGACCCACCGGCGGAUCCACACGGGGGAGAGGCCUUUCAGCUGCUCAGAGUGUGGGGAGGGGUUGUCAGGUGAGCCACCUGCAGAGGCACUAGCGACUCCACUAGGGGGAAGAGGCCCUUCAGGGGCCCCGAGUGCAGGACGGGGUUCACCUGCUCGAUUUAAGCUGCUGACCCACCAGUGUCUCCACACCAGGGAGAGGCCGUUCACCUGCUCCUCCCAACUGUGGACGCACUGAAGCGGCGACGGCCGAGUGACAUUUAUCGACUGGACUGUCAACCCAGUUUUGGGGCUGCUGGGUUCGAAUCCGACCGCGGUAGAUGGCGGAAUUGGAAUUUGGUCAGAAACUGGAGUUCAGAAUCUAACGAUGAAACCAUUUUUUGUUGGGGUGGGGGUGGGUGGAGAAAACCCCCAUCCGAUUCACUCACAUCCUUUUUAGGGGAGGAAACUGCCGUUGUGGGAAAGGAUUCACUCAGCUGCAUUCUUUACCCAGGCUGGCCUACACGUGACUCCAGACCCACAGUAGUGUGGUUGACGCGACACUGCCCAUCCAAUUUACUUGGAAUACAGGAUACGGGUUGAAAUUACUGAGUGAGGCAAUACUUCCCACAGGUUAAGGCUGUACCAAGGAUCCAAUUACAAAGGGACAACUUGGUGGUGACCAAUAGUAAGGAAAGUGUGGUUGUGAGGGAAUGUGUGCGCACUUCGGUCUUGAGCUGUUUGAAAAGUAGCUACUUUUUCUCUGCCUUUCUGCUGGGGGGAUCUGAAGCUGUAACAA